This is a messenger RNA of Elgaria multicarinata webbii, 1722 nucleotides long. RefSeq names its product sulfotransferase 2B1-like. Gene Ontology annotation, molecular function: sulfotransferase activity. Bases 514 to 1377 code for a protein of 287 amino acids. Gene Ontology annotation, cellular component: cytoplasm. The transcript has 8 exons. The record is from RefSeq and is a predicted model, not a curated record. Lineage: Eukaryota; Metazoa; Chordata; Lepidosauria; Squamata; Anguidae. Gene Ontology annotation, biological process: sulfation.
CACACUCUGGCCUCUGUCUCUGGGCAGGAGUCCAAGAGCCACUGUGGGGCUGUAUCCUUCAACUCCCAGGAAGAACUACAAGGUUCGUAUAUACAAGAGAUCCAGACAGAGGCAUUUCUAUGCAAAGCUCAGAUUGUACAAUAGACUGGCCUGUUUGUCCUAUGCAGAAGGCAGAAAGGUUCAGAACUCUUGUUCUAUGAGGGGAUCAGGAAUUUGGGGGCACCUCUUGGCACAUGCGCACAGCAUACUCUGACCCUCUGGCUUUCUUCGUUUGCUGGCCUGCGUCCUUUCCGUGCGCAGAAGGCUCUAAACUUGGAAUCCUAGGUACACAUUUCAAAAACGAAGGCACUGCGGAAGUAGGAUCUAAAAGGUGUUGCCGUUAGGGUCUGUGAUCUGAAUUAAAGAGGAACCAUCUACCUCCCCCAGCCUCAGAAGAUCUUCAUUUGGGAUCAACUGUUUAAUCAACUUCUGCCACCACUUAACACACUUCCCGUUUAUCUGCUGGUCCCCAGGAUGUUCAAGGAAUAUUUCCAGUACAAGGGGAUCAGCUUUCCUCAAAUCAUCUACUCCGAAAAGGUGUUGCAGAUGGUGGAAAACAAUUUCCAAGUUCGAGACGAUGAUAUUUUCAAUGUCACCUACCAGAAAUCAGGGACCGUGUGGAUGGUGGAGAUUUUAAGCCUCAUCUGUAGCAACGGCGACCCCACCUGGUGCAGAACAGUGCCCAACUGGGACCGGGCCCCGUGGUACGAGACGGUGAUCGGAUACCGAACAUCUUUGACCAACAAGUCGCCGCGCAUUAUCAGUUCCCACCUGCCGGUGCAGCUCUUUGCAAAGUCCUUCUUCAAAUCCAAAGCCAAGAUCAUCUACACAGUCAGGAACCCCAAAGAUGUUGUGGUCUCCCUCUAUCAUUUCGCCUCGAUGUUUCGCCCCUAUAAAGACCCUGGCACCUUGGAUCAGUUCCUCGAGGGCUUCCUAAAGGGAGAUGUGCCCUUUGGAUCCUGGUUUGACCACGUUAAAGGCUGGCUGAACUUGAAGGACAAGGAAAACUUCUUCUUCAUCACCUACGAGGAGCUGCAAGAGGACCUCCGGGGGAGCAUAGUCCGCAUCAGCCAGUUCCUGGGCAAGAACUUAGACGAUGCAGUUAUUGACUCCGUGGUGGCCAACGCUUCCUUUGAAGCCAUGAAGAGCAAUAAGAUGUCUAACUUCUCGCUCUCUCCGCGCUUCCUCAUGAACCAGAAGAAAAGUGCCUUUCUCCGCAAAGGGAUCUCGGGUGACUGGAAGAACCAUCUGACUGCUGCACAGAGUGAAUGUUUCGACCAGGUCUAUCAGGAGCGUACACAAGACCUAAAUGUCACAUUUCCAUGGGACAAAGAAUGAAGCCGGCUUUCCCCGCCAAUUUCUUCCCUCACUGGACUGAUUAAUGACUCGCCAGGAUACUAAUUGUGUAGCACAACACUCCGUAGAUUAGUGGGAACAUCUGGAAUGAGACAGCCAGGAAUAGUAAGAACUGGGAGCCGGGGCUCUCGGAAGUGAGUGGGGAUGUGGUGCAUUAGAUUCCAGAGGUGACCAAACUAUGGCUCGGAUGGGUUGAAGGCACAUGAUGCAGCAGCCUUGCUGAAGCUAAGCAGCCCUGGGUAUGGGCAGUGCCUGGAUGGGAGAACAUCUGAUUUCCCCACAUACGCCAUCUGGAUGGAAGAACGUUGGGAUAUAAAUGUAAUAAAA